Serpula lacrymans var. lacrymans S7.9 is the source of this 1839-nucleotide messenger RNA. RefSeq lists its product as uncharacterized. Gene Ontology annotation, cellular component: nucleus. Gene Ontology annotation, molecular function: zinc ion binding; ubiquitin protein ligase activity; nucleic acid binding. The record is from RefSeq and is a predicted model, not a curated record. The transcript has 6 exons. Lineage: Eukaryota; Fungi; Basidiomycota; Agaricomycetes; Boletales; Serpulaceae. The coding region runs from base 1 to 1839 and encodes 612 amino acids. Gene Ontology annotation, biological process: ubiquitin-dependent protein catabolic process; protein ubiquitination; mRNA processing.
AUGUCUUCCUCUGUUUUUUACAAGUUCAAGUCUCAGAGGGACGAGUCUCGGGUGACUUUCGAUGGCACCGGUAUCUCUGUUUUUGACCUCAAGAAAGAGAUCAUUCUAGCCAACAAUCUUGGUAAGGCAAACGACUUUGACCUCACUGUCUACGAUAGCUCCACCCAGCAAGAGUUCAGUAAUGACUCGCAUAUCAUACCACGUUCAUCUUCUGUCAUUGUAAAACGUCUUCCAUCUUCUCGCCCUGGCAAGGGUAAAGCUGCGAUGUACAUUGCUGGAACAAAUGGGACUGCUUCCGCUACUACAUCUGAACUUGCCCCCAAACAAGGGGGAAAUAACUGGCAUAAAGGUGCUAUGUCCAAAAGGUUUGAUGUUAGAGAAGACAUGCCAGCAUCGAAGCCCGCACCAUCCAAUAUCGUGAAAUCCUCCAUAACGAAGGAUGAUGAGGCUGCUGCUAUGGCGGCUAUGUUCCAAGCUCAAACAGCACACUGGGAAGAUACCCAGGAAAAGAUGUCUCAGUUGGUGUCCCGUCUAUGCGGUUUUUUGUUAUAUGUAGUAGAACCAGAUCUCAUGAACGCGAUUUGUUUUUUUUUGUCUAUCCUUAUAUUGGAUCUGAACAGUGCUGUACGAAUCAACAAUAAUCCUCGUGGCACCUCUUUUGGUCGAGGAGGCAAACCCCAUAAUGCUCAUCAGCAGUAUCAUCAACCUGAAAGGCCUUUACCACCCAGUUACGUUUGCUAUCGCUGUGGCCAGAAAGGCCACUGGAUUCAGGACUGUCCCACGAAUAACGAUCGCGAAUUUGACAACAAGCCUAGAAUCAAACGGACGACGGGUAUUCCGCGAAGCUUUUUGAAGGCCGUCGAAAACCCCAACAAUGGUCAGCUGACGCAAGGGGUAAUGGUUACUCCGGAAGGCGGAUAUGUUGUUGCACAACCAGACUCGGCUGCUUGGCAGAAGCAGGUCACGCGACCCAAAGGAUUGACUGCAGCGGACAUCCGUGAGCGGACGCCUACCGACCCUACACUCGUGUGUUCUAUAGACAACAAACUUUUCCGUGAUGCAGUCAGAACACCAUGCUGUGGCACAUUAUACUGCGAGGAGUGUAUCCAGACUCAUCUACUUGAAAGAGAUUUCUUAUGCCCAAAAUGCGGGAAAAAGAUAGCUUCGCUUGAUAAAUUGGUCAUGGAUAAACCUAUGCGCACAAAAGUUGCUGAUUAUAUCGAUAAGGCUAUAGAGGAUAGUAAGAAAGAUGGCGAAGAGGAAGGUUCGAGUAGUGGACCUAGCGCUCUCGCCAGCGGACAGGCCAGUGCAGCUGAAACGUUAGCCAAUGAAGAUUUUUAUUCUGAUCAACAACCGGGUCUGGAUAUGUCGAUGAUCGUGGACAGUAUUCCACAGAUACAAGCUCAGAUCUCACAAAUAUCACUGAUGCUUCAAAACCCAACUCUCCCGCACCAAGUUCGACACACCACAGAAAUGAAAUAUCAACAAUUACAGAUACAGCUUCAGCAGGCUCAAGCUCUUGCCGCUACAUUGGCUGUUGCCACCACUCUGCAGCAACAACAGCAGCAGCAACAACAACAACAACAGCAACAACAACAACAGGUCCAAAGUGCACCAGCAGGCGGCAUGCCUUACAACGUGCAAGGGGGCUAUCCAAAAAAUGAAUACCAAACAUGGACCAACCCCUUUUCGAAUCAACAGCCGGCAGGUCAAGAAUCGGCGUAUCAGCGGCUGCCACUGAACAACCGUAGGCGGAAUUUAAAGCGGGAGCGCCCGUCUGAUUUCCUGGAAAUGACUGGUAACGAGAGCGAGAGCAAGGUACCUAGAUACUGGGAAUGA